AUGGCGGACUUACAAUCGGUGCUCGAGCCGUACCUCGAACUUCUGCGGCCUUACACCUCCCUGAUGCCGGUAUGGCUAGAAAACGCCCUUAUUCAGAUAUACGGGCCCGAGAUCUACUACUCCAUAAUCUACAAUUUGCGGCCGUUCGAUCGCCGCAACCAGUUGUACCUGCAACUGUUCACUCAGAAAACUGUAGAGCUGCUGUUGCGCUCGGGAAUCUUGCUCCCGCAGCUCCUGAACCUUGCAAGGCACAGAAAGCCAGCCAGCUCCACAGCGAUCUUGAGCUACAUAAUCACGUUGGUCACGAACAUAGUGCAGAUUAUCUACGGGGUACGGUGCCAGAACGGAUUCAAAGUUGUCGAGUACGCCAUUCAGGCUGCACAAGCUGCGCUGGUGGUGUUUUUGAUGCUCAGCUUCGCGAACAAGCCGCGAUGGGGCCAGUCUCUGGUUAUGGCUCUGGGGUGGCUCUUUUACUGGUGCAGAGGUGUGUCGGUCGAAUAUCUGCAGAAAGCACUCUCUCUGCUUAACGCAGCUGGACUCGUGAAUUACCUGUUUCUGUUGACAAACAAGCGACGCGAGAACCUUUCCAGUCUGGGGUCGCUGGGCGGGAGCUUAUUGCAGAACGUCGCCGCAAACGCGUACUUGCUGCUGGGAAUGCUCUUUAUUACCGUUGGCCUGGUAAAACGCGCUCGGUCGCGUCGUUGA
Messenger RNA from Ogataea haglerorum, 705 nucleotides. RefSeq lists its product as uncharacterized. NCBI's taxonomy places the organism in Eukaryota, Fungi, Ascomycota, Pichiomycetes, Pichiales, Pichiaceae. The record is from RefSeq and is a predicted model, not a curated record. Bases 1 to 705 code for a protein of 234 amino acids. The transcript has a single exon.